Molecule: messenger RNA, 519 nt
Organism: Anisakis simplex (herring worm)
Lineage: Eukaryota; Metazoa; Nematoda; Chromadorea; Rhabditida; Anisakidae
Source: the annotation of a GenBank genome assembly
AUGAUUGAUCAGUGGAAUGAGCAGUCGCUCAAAUUAUCACAGACCAUUCGCUCAGCCAAAAAGACCGCAUCUAGUUCAGUUCUGAACUCAAGCAUUCAUCAGUCAUCGAAUCUGAAUACAGCUAACGACAAUAAUGAUGCAGUCAAGAAUAGUGAGUCAACUAAGCAGUCAUUGAAUGAGGAGUCUGCGUCUGCAGCCAUCGCACUGACUCCUUCAUCUCCAUUCAACAUCGAAGUGGAACUAACUCAAGUCGAAAGUCCAUUUCUACCACAACUUCAUUUAUCACUCCCAAUUUCGAUGAAUGGUGCAGCAAUAGUGAUUCGUGAUUUAAUCGAUAGUAAGGGAAUGGUGCAUCCAGAUAUUGGCUCUAUUAUCGCGUAUGCAUUAUCCUCAAAUGAAUACGGAAGCAAACGUAAGAAGAUGCGUGAUAUGCGAUCUUUUGAUGGGGUUGCAGUGAAUCUCAAGACCAAUCCAACCGAGAGUGAUAUUGUUGGCAAUUACGAGCACAUUGAGGUGGAU